Molecule: messenger RNA, 777 nt
Organism: Anopheles nili
Lineage: Eukaryota; Metazoa; Arthropoda; Insecta; Diptera; Culicidae
Product: coiled-coil domain-containing protein 124
Exons: 2
Coding region: 55-696 (213 amino acids)
Biological process (GO): transcription by RNA polymerase II
Cellular component (GO): nucleus
Molecular function (GO): transcription coactivator activity
Source: RefSeq, a predicted model, not a curated record
UGCCGGUUUUGCAAGUGAUCCUUUUGAACAUAAGUAGCAGGACAACACGCUAAAAUGCCGAAAAAAAUGGGAAUUAACUCUAAGGCGGUCGAGGCCCGCGAGCGAAAGGCCGAAGCGAAAAAGGUCGCCAACGAUAAAGCUGCUAAAGCGGCGGAAGAUGCACUCUGGGUGGACGACGACAAGCAGUUGGCGAAGAAAAAGAAACAAAAAGAAGAUGAGGAAAAACGCAAAGCGGAAGCGGCUCGGAAGAAGGCUGAAACCAAAGCCCUGCUUGAGCAGGAAAUAAACUCCAUCAAGACGACGGCAAAGGUACCGGCAGCUAAGGUGACACGGUCCCAAAUCGAAUCGGAAGUUGAAAAACGCAAACGGGCGGCCGAAGCGUCGCAAGUAGCAGCUAGUAAACCAGCAGUGGUAACGAAGGAGCUGCCGAUAGAGGAGAACUUAAAUCGGGUCAUGGCGGACACGGAAGUUGCACAAACUAUUGACGAGGCUAUCGCGGUGCUUAGUGUUGGAGAUUCCUCCGCUGAUCGCCAUCCGGAAAAACGCAUGAAGGCAGCGUACAAAGCAUACGAGGAGGAAGAGCUGAAACGCUUGAAGCAGGAGAACCCUUCACUAAAGCUGUCGCAGCUGAAACAGAUGAUUUUCAAAAGCUGGCAGAAGGCACCAGAAAACCCGCUGAACCAGAACCGAGUUUGAGACUGUAAGCAUGCCCAUGGAUGGUAUGGUGAUAAACCUGUACGAGUGUUAUAAAUGCGAAUAGACGACAGGUUUUCUGUU